Juglans microcarpa x Juglans regia is the source of this 2816-nucleotide messenger RNA. Its product is annotated as probable L-type lectin-domain containing receptor kinase S.5. NCBI's taxonomy places the organism in Eukaryota, Viridiplantae, Streptophyta, Magnoliopsida, Fagales, Juglandaceae. The coding region runs from base 257 to 2236 and encodes 659 amino acids. Gene Ontology annotation, molecular function: ATP binding; carbohydrate binding; protein kinase activity. Gene Ontology annotation, cellular component: plasma membrane. Gene Ontology annotation, biological process: protein phosphorylation. The record is from RefSeq and is a predicted model, not a curated record. The transcript has a single exon.
UAGAUAAUCAUGGCAGUUGACUACGUAUAAUGAUAUUGCACUCUUGAACAACAUUAGAAUAUGACAGCAGAAAGUGCAUGGAAAAUUCUCUUUAUUCUAAAAGUUGAUUUGUCUCCGGUCUUUGAUCAGUUGAGAAUAUGUCCUUUAUAAGAUCUGUAGCUUUGCUUUAAUUUGUUCAUGUUCUUCUCAUGUAUCGGUGUUAAACCUUGCAUAAAUUGCAAUACUUCAACCUGUUAAAGACCAAACUCUGUUUUCCAUGGGUACAGUGUGGUUUUCUCAGCUAGCUGUGUCCCUUUUUCUAGCAGUCCUCUUGGGUGGAGCUCUUUCUCCAGUUGGGUGCCUUACCUUUAACUUUUCAACAUUCCAGCAUAACUAUCCCCAAGAACUUCUUAUGAGCAAUAAUUCACGUAUCUUCUUGAAUGCUAUCCAAGUUACACCUGAUUCUAAAGGAUUAAAAGAUCUCAAAGACAAUUCCGGACGGGUUUUUUACAAGACGCAGUUCAGAUUGAAAAGCAAGAGCAAAGGCGUGACAGCAGCUUUCAAUACCACCUUUAAAUUGAAUAUCCAAUCCCAGACAUCUCCAGGUGGCGAAGGCAUGGCCUUCAUAUUAGCGGCAGAUACCGCUCUUCCGGAGGCCAGCUAUGGGCAAUGGCUUGGGAUCGUAAACGCGACAACGAAUGGAUCCUCUCAGGCUAAUGUCGUCGCCGUUGAAUUUGACACGAGAAAGAGCUAUCCAGAAGAUCUCGAUGAUAACCAUGUUGGAUUGAAUGUAAAUAGCAUCUACUCAAUCAAGCGAGUGUCUUUAGAAGACUACGGUGUUAAUCUUUCUUCAGCACUUGAUGUAGAGGCAAGGGUUCAGUAUGAUGGCACAAAUAUUUCCGUCUUCGUUUCCAUGACUAAUGGAGCAAGGCAGGGCAUGCCAGUAUUGUCUCUGCCUCUUAAUCUCUCUCAGUAUCUUCCGGAGAAGGUUUUUGUGGGAUUCUCUGCUUCAACAAGUGAUUACACGGAACUAAACUGCGUAAAGUCAUGGGAAUUCCACGGUGAAGAUGUUGGUGAUGAAAAGCCAGAGCUGUUAUGGAUCUGGAUCACAGUUCCAGCCGUACUGGUGUUAUUUGGGAUCGUGUUCUACUUGUAUUUGCAGAGAAACCACAGAGAGCAACCAGAAGAUGCAUAUCCAAGGAUUGAAGACCAGAUUAAAGGGUCCUCUGUAGCUCCACGGAGAUUUCGACUGAAGGAGCUGAGAAAAGCGACAGGCAACUUCAACCUGAAAAACAAGCUCGGAAGAGGAGGCUUUGGAACAGUCUACAAGGGGUUCUUGGAAAAUAAGGAGGUAGCUGUCAAGAGAGUCUCAAAGGACUCAACUCAUGGCAAGCAAGAAUUUAUAGCAGAAGUCGCAACAAUCGGCAACCUCCAUCACAAAAAUCUGGUGAAAUUGAUUGGAUGGUGCUAUGAAAAGCGUGAUUUCCUUCUUGUGUACGAGUUCAUGCCAAAUAGUAGCCUAGAUAAGUUCAUAUUUGACUAUGAGAAACUAGGCAAUGAGGAAUUGCCGACACUCGGCUGGGAAAAAAGACGCAUCAUAGUCUAUGGGGUAGCUGAGGCACUGGAUUAUCUUCAUAACGGGUGUGAAAAGAGGGUGCUUCAUCGUGACAUAAAAGCCAGCAACAUCAUGUUAGACUCAGACUUCAAUGCAAAGCUGGGAGAUUUCGGGCUCGCUCGUAUCGUUCAACAGCGAGGAAAAGAUCACCACACAACAAAAGAAAUUGCAGGAACACCGGGUUAUAUGGCUCCGGAAACUUUUCUUAUCAGUAGGGCUACUGUUGAAACAGAUAUCUAUGCAUUUGGUGUUCUUGUACUAGAAGUUGUCUGCGGAAGAAAACCUGGAAACCAGAAUGAAGAUAACGAUUACAACAACGGCAUUGUGAAUGGGCUGUGGGAACUUCAUAGGAGAGAGAGGAUUCUUGAUGCAGUUGAUUCCAGAUUGGCCGGGGAAUUUGACGAGCAAGGAAUGGUGCGUAUGCUUGUACUGGGACUUGCCUGUUGCCAUCCAAACCCACACCACAGGCCCUCCAUGAAAACAGUAUUGCAGGUACUUACAGGUGAAGCGCCUCUGCCACCCGUGCCCAUUGAAAGGCCUUCAUUUGUGUGGCCAGCCAUGCCCCCAUCAUUCAAACAGGACCCAGAUAUCUCUCUAAUUGGAGGCCAACUUAGUCCAUUCACACAACUCACCGGGAGAUGAAUCACGCCGAACUCGAGAAUCGGAACAGACUCUGUCCUUAAUUCCUCAGUAUGAUAUUGUUUUUAUUAGCGGAUGGUCAACUUGUUUAUUUAGCAUUUCUUUCCUUGAAGAACCUAAUAUUGGUGGCGGAGUAAUCCCAGGUAUAAGUCUAAAUGUACAAGUUUUUUAUAAAAAUGAGAUACCUGCAAAGAAAAAAAUGAGUUUUUCAUCAUUUCUAUGGUGAGAUCAAUUUUUUAUAAAAGACUAGAUUUGUAUAUAUUUUUUUCAUUAUAACAAGAUAGUAUUACCCUAGGAUCCAUGUAUAUUUCUCCAACUUAUAAGUAAAUAAGAUCCCAGGUUUUUUCUUCUUGUAAUUGCAGGUGUUCUAAUGUUCUGAAUGAAAAGUUUUUUAUGUUUUCCCAUAGUAAGACCCUAAAUAAUUGCCUACGAUGGUUUUAUGCGUGUGGGGUAUUUGUACUGCUUUUUGUACGUGGUUGUAUGGGUGGAGAUCCGGUCGAUGGGAUGCGAGUAGAGUACAGCCUUAACGGCGUUAACGCUGCCGAAUUUGGGUGUCCCACGAACGAACUUUUAAGGUAGGAAA